This is a messenger RNA of Anguilla anguilla (European eel), 1112 nucleotides long. RefSeq lists its product as uncharacterized. Gene Ontology annotation, biological process: proteolysis. The coding region runs from base 1 to 837 and encodes 278 amino acids. Lineage: Eukaryota; Metazoa; Chordata; Actinopteri; Anguilliformes; Anguillidae. Gene Ontology annotation, molecular function: serine-type endopeptidase activity. The transcript has 5 exons. The record is from RefSeq and is a predicted model, not a curated record.
AUGGGCAUUGUAGUUGUAUUGUGCCACGCCGACAGCAACGUGGAGCACAAAAAGACGUGUGAGGACUCUGAUUGGCUCUGUUUCUGGAGUAGCUCACUCGUGUGCCGGGCGAGGACUCUGAUUGGCUCUGUUUCUGACUCGUGUGCCAGGCGAGGACUCCGAUUGGCUCUGUUCCUGGAGCAGCGCAAGACUGCAGUUCAGAAGAGCAAAGAAGUGCAGUGGAUCCCCCUGCCUGAGAAAGAUUUUUUAAAAAUAGAGCCCAAAACGCUCUGCAGUGUGGCAGGAUGGGGAUACACCGAAACGAAUGGGCACGUAAGCUCACGCCUUCUGGAAGUCAACAUGAGUGUCGUGGACAAAGCGGUGUGCCAAAAUAAGUGGAUCGGCAUAUCCAAGAUGAUGUGUGUCGGGGGAAGUGUUGACAACAGAGGAUUCUGUAAGGUAUACUUUGUCAUUUUUCUAGUUUCCAUUAAAAUAAUUGCGUUGCGCUAUCGGAAGCGACUCCUGCCAAAUGGAUACGCUGGAAAAGAUGCAUAUUUAAUAGUGAAAGGCCAUGCCAUGUUGUGGCCCGAGCAGAGUGCCAAGAAACGGUGGAGGAAUGAAGACAUCACGCCCAGGAUGAUGUGUGCAGGGGGAAAUGCCGACAAAAGAGGAUUCUGCCAGGGAGACUCAGGGGGUCCCCUGGUGUGCAGUGGACUAGCAGUGGGAAUCGUUUCCUUCAACUAUAAUUAUAACUGCACCUACCCAAGUCUGCCCAACGUUUAUACUCAGAUCUCAAAGUUCUUGCCCUGGGUUAAGAAGUACAUCAACAACACUUCUUUGUCUUUCUUGAAACGUUAAUGGCCUCACUCUUGUGUAGACAAUUACCUCCCUGGUAGCUGAAUGGUGAAAAUGUCCUGGGACACAGGCUGGUGAAAUCCCAGGUAUCUUAUAAUGUGCUUCACCAUGCACUUAUCUUUACAGCUAAAAUUAAGCUAAUUCCAUUUCAAAUAUCGAUACUGCAUGUUUAGAUGUGAUCUGCUGAGUUUUGUUUAUUAGUCAAUUCUGCAUUUCCCCCAUGCAAACGCUGUGGUUCUGGCAUUACAUUAGCUUCAUUAAAAUGCAUGCAAAUAUGA